Molecule: messenger RNA, 1005 nt
Organism: Cavenderia fasciculata
Lineage: Eukaryota; Evosea; Eumycetozoa; Acytosteliales; Cavenderiaceae
Product: short-chain dehydrogenase/reductase family protein
Exons: 2
Coding region: 1-1005 (334 amino acids)
Source: RefSeq, a predicted model, not a curated record
AUGACAGGUCCUUACUGCUGUUCAUCUUCACAUUUAAAACUAUAUCAGAAAAUAGAGAGAAGAAUGAGUGAUAAAAGAGUAUGGUAUAUAACAGGAGGAUCAACAGGAUUUGGAUAUGUUUUGACAAGACUAUUACUAAGACAAGGUGAUUGUGUCGCAGUCACCACUCGUAACAGUCAAUCACUCAAAGAAAAGAUUCAAAAUGAUCAUCAAACCACUCUACUAUCACCAAUUACUGAUGACAUUAUCAAUAACCAACUAUUGAUUGUUGAAGUAGACCUUGGUAAUGAAGCAUCGGUAGCAUCAUCGGUAUCACAAACCAUCCAACAAUUUGGUAGAUUAGAUGUAGUUGUAAAUAAUGCUGGUUAUCUUCAUAUUGGUUCAGUUGAAGAAACAAGUGACGAUGAAUAUAGAAAGAUAUUUGAUAUUAAUUUCUUUGGUAUGUUGAAUGUAUUGAGAGCGACAUUACCUCAUCUAAGAGAGUAUACGAAAUCUAGUAGAUAUGGAUCUAGAGUAUACAAUAUAUCAUCGAUUGCUGGUAUAUUGAAUCUGUCGGCUGGCAGUUCACCAUACAGUGCCACUAAAUUUGCAAUGGAAGCAGUUAGUGAAUCAUUGUACCUCGAGAUGAAACCACUCGGUGUAUACGUAACCUGUGUCAAACCAGGAUACUUUUUAACAUCGCUAAAGAGUUCUACUUGUGUCACAAAGACCAAGGAUGAUGCACCUCCAAGUGUCUAUAGCAACGUGCAAGAGGCAAUCAACAACAUACCAAACUGGGAGUUCCCAGGUGACCCUGAAAAGGCAAUGAACAUACUUAUCGACAUAUCGAAACAACCCUCUCCACCUCUCCACCUAUUCCUCGGUAGUGAAACCAUCGAUCUAUUCAAUUCAAAGACACAAUCGAUUCAAAAUGAUCUUGAAACCUAUAAACAUUUCACCAUUUCAACAAAUUUUAAUAAUAAUACUAUUAAUCCAAUUAAUAAUAAUAAUAAACAAAAUAGUUGA